AUGCCAAAGACGAUCCCACAGAUACUUGACUUUAGACCCUCUUCAUCUACCUCAUCAUUGUCAUCUUCACUCUCAGUGAACCCGCAUGGAGAAGGCUCACCCAGCAUGGCAUCGACACCAUCUUUGGGCCAAUCAAUUACCCCCUCCACGUCGAAGAUCAGAACAAGUCAUUUGUUGCAACACAGACCGAAAAAGAGGAAAAGAACGCCAAUUAUACAAGAUGAAGAAUCUAGUGCUGCAUCUACAAGCUUGUCAGAGUCUUCUCAGCGUCAACUAGAUGCUAGCAAGCAGAUAUUGUACAAUGUUAUUGAUCGCGUGUUGGAUGGACAAAUCUUGGGUCAUUCUUUGUCGUUCUUAUACGGCCGUGUGGAAGCUGUUUGCAGAUACAAGCACAAUGAGCAGAAGGCCCUAGCUGACUACUUGUUUGAAAAACUUGAUGCCUUUUUUGAAAAAUUGACUGCGGUGCCAUACCCACCUGCUCCACAAGGGGGUAUUGAUGACCUACAGGUAGAUUUACCUUUGGAUUUUGGUCAGCGAGUUAUAGAUGAUUGGAAAAGUUGGAACGGAGCAAUAACAAAACUAAGUCAAGUUUUUGCCUUUCUUGAGAAGAGCUAUUUACGUCCACAUCAUAGACGAGAGUCCAUACAGCAAUACGGGGAGGAAAAAUUUAGACAGUUGUACUUUGGAUCGAAACUGCAGUUUUUACCGCCGGAAUUCCCUGAGUUUCCCAGCUCCCUCAACGAGAUUGGGGAUAGUGGUAAGUGGCCGCUAGAUGUGUGGAAGCUGUUGUUUGCUUUAGGUUUUGCGUUUUACCAUAUGAAGUACAGCCAUUGCGUUCCUGAUGAUUACUCAAAUCGAACGCGGUUUGUAUUUUCUGAUCUAAUGACCUUGAGGAAUCGUUUAGUGCCGAAUAGGAAAGAGUGGCGAUUUGAUACCCAAAUUGUAAUACAGCGAAAGUUUGAUAAUCUCGACAUACAGAACUGGCAGGGGUGGUUCUGUACUGAUUCGUUCAAACGAGCUUCUCGAUUCAAACAGAGACUUAUGAUUCUCGAUGAAGAGAUUUCAUUUCAUAUCAAAACUGGUACCGAAAAGAAGAUUCUCGACGACACAGUUUCCAAAUUAAAAUUCCUUUUGAUUUUCAAAAAUGACUUUGUUGACUUGGUGCUAGAAAGUUUUGACGAACUAAGCAAUUCACCCGAGGAAAUGGCAUUGUUAAAUAAAAUGUGCGAAGAUACUGCAACUAAUUAUGAACUCAAUGCAAAAGAGCAAUUAGCAUAUGUGUGGAAACAGUUUAUCAAGCGAAAGUUUCAAGAAGCCAUUGACAAAUGUCGAUCUUCUCUGAUUGAUCACGAGCUAUAUCCGAAUGCAAUACUAUACUUGAACUCUGUCUAUGAGGAUCUUUUGCAAAAGGUUGUCUCACAUUAUACCGGUUGGCAUGAGUUUGAAGGGGUUGUGCCUAAAUCCGUGGAAGAAGUGGUGAACAAGUUUGAUAACAACACCUUCAUUAUACAGCAAUUGUGCAAGGUUUGUGAUUUGUAUUUGAAGUCCAAGUUAGGACCCGCAUUCGGUACUUCGCGCGAUUUGUGGCAUUCCGUCAAAAGUAUCUAUCAUGCAUUAAAAAACAGGGACGAUUUUUGCGUAGCUUACAAGAAGGAAUUAUCUCGGAGAUUGAUAUUAGGUAAAGCUUCAAGCUUAGCCGAUGAAUAUCUGUUAGCAAGCUGGUUUACAUUGUCAUUGCAUGGAAAAGAAACUAGUGCAAGUAUCAACAGUAUGUUUGAGGAUUUGAACUCAUCGGAAGAGGUCUAUGCCAAGUUGGUAAAUGUUCCUGCAAUUGAUUUUAAGCCCCUUGUUCUAGAAAAGUCAGUAUGGACUGACAUUCCAAGCCAAAACUUGUCGACAAUUCCACUACCUCAAGGACUUGCCAAUGUUUUGAAUGAUUUCGGUCAAGCAUUUUGUAAAUCAGAUGAAAGGAAUGGCAGAAAGCGUUUGGAUUGGUCGAAUUACAAAUUGCACCAAUUGACUAUUGCCGGACAUUUCAACAGUGGAGGUGAAAAAUCGAUAACUGCAAACAUGUUGCAAGCCAUGAUUCUUCUUUUGUUUAAUGAUUGUGAUGAAUACACACUUGAGCAGCUAAUUGACAAGACCAAAAUGGAUGCUCCACUUUUGCAAGCAGUAUUAAACACAAUGGUUACUGGUAAGUACAAAAUAUUGAAACAACAAGGUAAUGUGAUCAAAUACAAUCACAAUUUCAAAGACAAAUCCAAGAAUAUUAAAUUGCCAAUUAUCAAGGAAUCUGCUCAAGGUUCUAAUUCUAGAAAGGUGGAUGCUACAGACAAGGAAAUGGUGGAGGUUAUAGAGAAGAACAGAAAUGAUGAAUUCAAGUCAGUUGUUGUGCGGAUCAUGAAACAAGCCAAAUCACUAACAAUGACCGAUCUUUUGAAUCAAAGUAUUGAAAUUUUGCAAAAGCGUCGUCCAGUACCGGUAAUUGAUCUUAAAUCGGCUAUAGAGCGGUUGAUAACCGACGAGUUCCUCAAGAGAAAGACUAGAGAUACAAUUGAAUACAUUGCUUAA
Lodderomyces theae is the source of this 2571-nucleotide messenger RNA. It is a transcript of the gene RTT101, whose product is annotated as cullin. Lineage: Eukaryota; Fungi; Ascomycota; Pichiomycetes; Serinales; Debaryomycetaceae. The coding region runs from base 1 to 2571 and encodes 856 amino acids. The transcript has a single exon. Gene Ontology annotation, cellular component: SCF ubiquitin ligase complex. Gene Ontology annotation, molecular function: ubiquitin protein ligase binding. Gene Ontology annotation, biological process: protein ubiquitination; SCF-dependent proteasomal ubiquitin-dependent protein catabolic process. The record is from RefSeq and is a predicted model, not a curated record.